UGGGAAAUAUUUUGUGGCCAAGCUCUCACGCCUGGCUUGUCGCGGAGCAGGCCCGGGAGGGACGCGAGCCCUCUCGAGAGCCCUCGGCCCGGAGUGCGGCUCCGAGCGGACUCGCAAGGCGCCCUUCACAAGUAAAGGCACAAUGAAAACACUAACAGUGAAGACGCAGGACGCAGUAAUGAAUGCGACAUUCAACUUGGUGCAGAAGAGCCGCCUAGCCGCCUAGCCGUGGAGGAGUCGCUCUGUCAUGCCUCGAGGCAACCCUAUACUAAAUAUUGUACUUUUAAGAAAGUGUCGAAACUUGUGUUCCCGAUGACACGCGCACGAUUUGAUCAAAGAUUGUUAUAUUGUUAUAUAUAUACCACGGGUGUAAAUAAUAUAGUUCAUAAUGUGAGGCGUGUACAGUCCAUACCAUUACUUGCAACUUAUCCCCUGCGCCGCGCCCGCGCCGAUAUAUAUUAUAAUUGUACAUUCAAACAAAAUAAACCAGAAUAAGGGCGCCACCCGCGCCCUGAGGUGUCCAGGCAUCUCUAAUACCUCAUGGAGUACUAUAUAGUAUUAUUAGUACUAUAUUUUAUUUUGCUUGAAAAUACAGUUUGGAAUGAAAUCAACUAAGCGUGUAUGUGUUGCCGACCGAGAGGGCUGGUGGUCGUGGCGCCGACGACCGCCAGUCCGGCGUCCCGAGGGGGAGGGUGAUGGGAGAGAUGUGCUCCGCACUAAACGCUUCACUUUCCCCCCCUUGACUUUUCAUGAGUUUUGUCUCAUGCGAGGUUUGGACGUUGGUUGUUGAGAGACAGGAGGUUUUAGUCGGUUCGACUCCGACAUGCCCCGCCCUCCAUCCCCAGUGAAGGGCGGAAGUCCGGCGAUUUCCUCCUGACAAAAAAAAAAAAAAAAAGCGUGUAUGUGUGUAAUGAUCGUCGUACUGUAACAGAUAAGAGCGACCGAGCGACAAUGCGCAUGCCGAGCCGCCGCCGACUGUUCUACUCACAGUACUCACAGUACUCACAGUACUCACGAUACUCACAGUUCUGCUCGUAAUGCGAUACGAACUUGACACACUCGUGUGUACCUACACGAAACUUACACUACGAAGGAAUAACUCCGAUGGGCCGUAUGCUCGUUGAGCUCUCUACGCAAUAUAUGAAAAAAACGAAACGAUAAUAUAAUAGUAUCGUCACAGUGUAUUUCUCUUUCCUUUGUCGUAUCAGUGUUGUCAGAGCGGUCGUGAUCGUCAUUCAGUAUCAUUGCUGUGUGCAGACGUUAUGCGCCUCAGGAGCAAUCGCCACUUCUCCCGGCUUGUGGUGAGCUUUGUACCUGUAAACAACCGCCAACUGCCGACAGUGUAAUGAAUAUACAGUAUAGCAGUGAGCGGCCGCGGGCAAAAACAAAACAAAGACGAACAGAACGAUUCUUGGAGGCCAUUGAUUCGUUUGUACACCGGUGCGGUCGCGGGGCCCGGCUCGGCGUCCGCUCAGCCGUGACGACGCCGCGACGCCGAGUAGACAAACAACAGUACACGUUUAUUUAUCUUUUAAAAUAUUCAACAGGUCUGAUUGCUCCUUUUGCUACGUCGGGGAAUCCCAUAUAUGGAUAUCCGGUUGAUGGGGGAUCAGGCCGGGCUAUGUCGGACUCCAAACGGCUACCGACUAAACCCCAUCGAUCCGGGCCCCGUCACUGCUGCGGUUCACACUCGACUUUUGAAGCGAAACGAUUAAUUUUCCAUAUUCGUGAUCGGACCCGUGACCUCUGUCAAGCAACUGACACAUCCAUACAAUUAGUCAGACUAGAUAAUUCCGUUGAUGACGUUGACGCUAACAGAAGGCGCUACCGAACGUAGAGUCAGCAUCUCUCUCGGGUGUCCUGUUGUUGAUGUUCUACCGACUGGAUCGCUAAUCAGUACCUGACUGUCAUACACUGACACGAGCAGUGUGCGGCCCGGGGACCACAGCCGCAGUCUGGUCGUCGCUCUCUAGAGGCGUUACAUGACAUACAGUUGGUAGGUGGCGGAUGGUAGGUGUCUGUCUACAUAAAAAAAACCAGAGAGUUUUGUAGAGUCUCACCUUAUUACGAAGAAACAAUUCACUUCGCUUGCAAAUCAUGAGAUAGAGGCGUCCUAGUAUGAAAGGGAUCAACAUGUCAUCCUUCUGUCGAAGGUGACGCCUAGAUAUCUGACCUUCGAGGCCCACGGUAUGGGCUGGCUAAAAAGAGUAGUGGCGCUAACGGCGGAGGUGUUAACACGCCUAUUAACCCCUUUUGAAGGACACCGCUGUGCUUUUCGUGGGGUUGAUGUCAAUGCGCCACUGCCACUUCCGUAACGACUGUCCCAUGGUGGCUGCUGCGAUCUGGACUCGCCGAUGCAAUAGCGACUUCUUCUUACACGAGUAGUACAUAACCGUGUCAUCAGCGAAGAGCGCUAGAUAGGUCUCCGGGUAUAUUGUUGACAUUAUACAAGCAAAAUAAUAACCUUGCGGGACUCCGGCCGUCAGAUGAGGGAGGCGUGAACGAGUUCCCUCUACCCGACAUUGAAAUGAACGGGUCGACAAGAAGUCUCGUAUGAUGAGCACGAGUCUGGCAUUCCCAUGUUGUACAGUUUGUAAAUCAAACCGUUAUGCCAGACUUUGUCGAACGCCUUUGCGAUAUCGAAGAAGAGGGCUCCGGUCGGGAUGGGUUUCCGCCUAUUUAGCUCUAUUAGGAUGUGCUCCGUGAGGCGGUGCAGUUGUUGAACGCGCGAGUGCUUGGCGCGAGUGCUUGGCGCGGAACCUAGACUGCUCGUCGAUUAAUAAUUUCUUUUCGGUAAUGAAGUCCCAGAGGUGUUUCUGUGAAGGAGUCGUUCGUAUAUCUUGCCUAUCGCUGGGAGGAGACUAAUCAGACUGUAACUAGCGGUUUCAUUUUUCGGUUUGCCCGGCUUAUGUAUACCGAUAACGUUCGCUUCUUUCCACACCGCGGGAAAGAUACAGUUCGUCAUAGCGACAUUUAAAAUGGUAGCUAACAUUGCUAUCAGUUGGACUGGUAAAACGCGACUUUAGCGCACGAUUGCGGAAGCCAUCGGAGCCGGGCGCCUUCCUAUCGGCCAGCAACUCUGCCUUGUCAUCGUCAUCGUAAGCCGGUGGUUGGCCUGAAGGGCGUACGAGGGGAGGCAUAGUAACGAUAGUUUCGGACUUGAGAAUCCUAGCUAGUCGCCAGUAUGCUUGGUGAGUUAGCGUGAGUUCUUCUGAAUAGGCUAUAACAAUCAAAAACCGUUAAUAGACACAUCGGUUUGUGUAACCGUAGCGGCGACUCUUUGAUCUCCACGCGCCCGCGCACAUCGCACGCGGCGCCUUUGAUCUCGCUCUUCACAAACACGACUCGACGCAGUGACGUAGUGACGUACAUCUUACUUUAGUUAUAAAUAGUUGACUGCGGAAUAACACAUUAUUUUCUCGCCGGAUCUUCUCAGUGAGUCGCCUUUCCGAUCCCGUGAUAAAUUCUGCAAAGCACGGCUCUUGCUAGGGUUCGUGCUAGCAACGUCAUCAGAUUUGAACCCCGUGACCUACCUACUAGUUAAGGUUACGCUGAUAUGGUCUCUCUAGACCAUCAGCUUAGGUAGGAAAAACUCCGUAUUGACAACUCCGUAAUAAUAUACAUGACUAAGUACGGCCGGUAUUCCCUAUGUACACAUUUCAACGACAAUCCGUUUUGACAACGCGAUGAGCUGGAUCAGAUCUCAGGUACAUAACCUUUGUAACCGUUUGUAAAGAGCAACAGCAGAGUUCGAUUGUAUUGUGUUUCGCCGCGCAACGAAGAGGGACUCGGGAUGAUGCUGCGGAGAUUCGUCUUAUUCAAAGCCACUUCGUCCGCACGUAUCUACCUCUGUGCGGAAAUAGAUUACAUAGAUAAUAUGUUUUUGUCGGUAUGGAGUGGAGUAGUGCCCCCUACACCGCCUACUCUCACCUAAACUCUCUAAUAUAACAUAAACAAUAGCUUGUUAGAACGAAAUGAUGCAAAAUAAUAAAUAGUAAAGGGUAGUAUUAAUAUGUAGUAGUAGUAAUCCGGUAAUCCGGUGCGCUGUACGGAGUGAAGGACGGUUCGGGUCGGAGGCAGCCUCGCCGGACUCCACGCGCUGCUCCAGACGAGCGCUGUCGGUGGAUGCUUUCGAUCCUACAUAUUGUGUAUACAAGUACAUUCAUUGACAGUAUCCACUAACAAUGCAACUAUGUACCUACUUACAUCAUGUGAACCGUAUCCCAACGACAGAACAACCAUCGCUCGUGCUAUGAGGAUCAACUUAAACUGGUAUACGUGCAAUUCGUUUGAGAAUGUUUACUUUGGCUGGCCCAUUCAGAUGUUCGAUUCUAAGAAUUACUUGUUUGCCGCCCCGAGGUCCUCCGAGCGAGCGAGCCAGCCAGCCGACCAGCCGGCCUGACCUGCGGCUCCGUCUUCCAACGACGGUGUCGAGGGUUUGCGUUGGUGGCGGUUGCGUUGGAAAAUGUUCAGUACUGAAAUUAUUCAGUAAGUAUGAAAUAGACUAUAGUGAUGAAAUAAGUUCUCAUCACGAACGGGUUUGACGUGUGCGCGUGCGGUACAGCAUGGGCACAGAGCGAGUUGAGUAGGUUGUAGGUAUCUAUAACGUUCCUCCCAAACUAAUUAAAAUGAACAAUGUUUAUGAGCACGACACCGACACGCUAUCGUUUCAAUCAACUUCAAAAAUAACUUUAGUUGAACUAUAAUUCGUUCGAAUGAUUUAUUUACAAGAGUCUCGACUCGACUCGAGCCGGCGCGGCAGCGCGCGGCGAGCCCGACGAGCCCGACGAGCGACAACAAAAGCCGGCGAGCGACAAAAAACUAAUUAGGGGCCGGCCGAGAAUAUCCCAGUGAUCUCACACGAGAUGUCCCUUUGAUCUCACGAAGACGCGACGCUGAUAUUACAGACUUGAGACGCUUUUGGUGGAGCGACAGUAGACACCCACUUCGCUAUCCUGUGUCCUGCCAAGUCCUGCGCCGUGGACGCAGCGCCGCGGAGCCAGCUCGCUGAGAUUACCGGAUGGAUGAAAUGGAAAAUUUAAUUCAAUAAAAUAAAAUUAAUCCUCAUCAGCUAUAAAAUUCUAAAAUAUUUGUGGAGGAACAAACACAACACAGAAAAGUAUUCACAUUGAACAUCUUCAGUUCCUAAAUUGCUUAUAAAUAUUUUUCUGUUUGUAGGAACUAUUAACUUUAUUUCAUUUUUAUUUCUUAAUACAGUACUUUGAUAGACGUUCCUGAUUUAAUUACUCAAAAAAAAAUGUUUUUUGGGAAUUUAUUUAUAUACCUUUUCCUUAUUUACUAUCCCGUACCUAAUCGUUGGUAGCUUAAGGGGCUAUUCCAACUUCGGGCGGACCGGUCCGUGAGCUCACGAGUUCAACCUGAGGGAUCUGCUAACACUGGACCAUCAAGAGCAGUGCUUCGCUGGAACUACUACCGGAUCGGAAUUGCGACCCACUGAGAAGAUCCGGGGAGAAACUCAGUGGGUCGUGUCUAUGGGCUAGGUCGGUGUAUGACAAGUUACUGCGGACUUGACUAGUGUUCAGGCGUCGCUCGUGUACUGCUCAAGCGGCUCGGAGUGGAGCGCGGGGCGGGGCUGGCCAGCAGCGCACGGCACAGCGGCCGUCUCAUCCUCUGCCUCACCACUUCUAUUCACGCUCGUAGUUGUUUUCCUAAUUGCACACUAAACACUUCCCCCCUCCCCCCCCCGCACUCCACCGCGCCCGCCGCGAGCUCUUGCCGCAAGCACGGCAAUUAUCUCAGAACAAAGACAGCGCGCCCGACUACGAAUCCGGUUUUUUUGUGAACAUUUAAGCGAAUUAUACAUCGGUGACUCUGUUACUUCGUUAUGAUAAUAACAUUGACAAUGGGCAUGUACUUCGGUGCCUCAUUCCCCGCUAAUUCUGACGACGUACAGACGGUACAUAAUUUAACAUUUAGUGACAAUUCACAACUGUAAUGAGAACCAGCGUUGGAAAACACCUUCAAGAUAUAUAUUGAUAUUACGAAUGUCACCGUUCAGCGACAUCUUGGGCAGUGGGUGCUCGCUCCACGCUCGCUUCUUGUUGUGCUCGGCCUUCGCCCCACUGUGCUCGGAGGAGGUGUCGGGUUCCGUGAGCGCCUGCCGGGCGCUUUGCGAGACUGUCGCUGAUGACUGCAAGGAACAGAUAAAGAUACUGUCGCCGACGGUGAUGCUGGACUGCUCUGCUUUCCCGCUCCGAGCCAACCGAAAGCUGUGCAUGCGGCCCCCCAACGCCAGCGAAGCCGAGCCCGAGCCGGCGCCCCCUUCCCGAUGGCCCUUCCGCGAGCACGAGCCGCGCGCUGGGGGCUGUGCGCCGGGCCGGGCCCGCGCGCCCGCCGGCCAGUGCUGGCCCGCCUGCGGCCAGGAUGCCGACUACACGCGCGAGGAUAAGCGGACCGUGGACAUCUGGAUGAGUGCGCUCGCGUGGGCUUCGCUGCUGUCGACGUCGUUCGGUCUACUGACGUUCUGCGCGGAGCCCGGGCGGUACCGCUACCCGGAGCGGCCGGCCGUGUGGACGGCGGCGUGCCACGGCGCGGUGGCGCUGGCGCACGUGGCGCGCGGCUGGCUGGGCGCGGAGGCCGUGUCGUGCGCCGGCGCCACGCUGGCCGUGGACGGGCUGGGGGCGCCGGCGUGCGUCGCCUUCUUCGUACUCACGUACUACUUCACGCUGGCGGCGGACGCAUGGUUCGCAAACGCGGCCGUCGCGUGGUAUCUGACAGCCGCCAGCGAGUGGUCGACGGAGGCGCUGGAGCGGGCCGCCGCCUACCUGCACGCGGGCGCGUGGGGCUGGGCGGGCGCGUGGACGGCGGCGACGCUGGCCCUGCGGCGAGUGUCGGCGGACGAGCUGUCGGGCACGUGCGGCGUGGCGGAGGGUGCGACGGCGGCGCUGGUGGGCGUGCCACGGUGUGCCCUGCUGGUGACGGCGGCUGCGCUGGCGGCGGGGGCGGCGCCGGGCCUGGCGCGGGUGCGGCGGGCGCUGGACGCGGCCGGCUCGAGGCGCGUGGGUCGGCUGGCGGCGCGCGCUGGAGCGGCGGGUCUGGGGUACCUGGUGCUGGCGGCGGCGGGCACUGCGGCGCGCGUGUGGGGCGCGGGCGCGGCGUGGCGCGGCGUGUGGCUGUGCUGCGGCGUGGCGGCGGGGUCGUGGGCGUGGUCGCGCAAGUCUGCGGCGGUGUGGCGGCGCGCGCUGUGCCCGCCCCGCAAGGCGCCGUGCUGUGCGCCGCCGCUGCUGCGGGCGCCCCCGGGCUGCAAGCGGCCGCCCGUGUCCCGGGUGUGAGCGCGCGCGUGUGUGCGUGUGCGUGUGUGACUGUGUGCGGACUCGUGUGGGAGCGCAGUGUCAUUGCCUUCUGUGAAGGCGUUCUCGAUGUCGCUUGUAAAUAAUGUAAUUUUUGUAAUAAUAUACGGUUUGUUUUAAAUAUACAAAA
This is a messenger RNA of Bombyx mori (domestic silkworm), 7440 nucleotides long. RefSeq names its product frizzled-10. The record is from RefSeq and is a predicted model, not a curated record. The transcript has 2 exons. The coding region runs from base 6006 to 7292 and encodes 428 amino acids. Gene Ontology annotation, biological process: non-canonical Wnt signaling pathway; canonical Wnt signaling pathway. Gene Ontology annotation, cellular component: plasma membrane. Gene Ontology annotation, molecular function: Wnt-protein binding; Wnt receptor activity. Lineage: Eukaryota; Metazoa; Arthropoda; Insecta; Lepidoptera; Bombycidae.